Messenger RNA from Populus nigra (black poplar), 969 nucleotides. RefSeq lists its product as uncharacterized. Bases 186 to 677 code for a protein of 163 amino acids. NCBI's taxonomy places the organism in Eukaryota, Viridiplantae, Streptophyta, Magnoliopsida, Malpighiales, Salicaceae. The record is from RefSeq and is a predicted model, not a curated record. The transcript has 2 exons.
UCUGCUCCAGUAUUAUAUUCUACGCUCAAAAUGAAAAACCCAACCCCACCCCUCCAAAACAAAAAAAUUACGAGAAGAAAAGGAAGCUCAAAAAACUGUUUCAAAUUUCAAAAACCCAAAAAAUACCCUCCAAAACCCUCCUCUCGCUCUUCUUCUAUACUCCACAUUUACAGAUCCAAACAAGCAUGUCGUCUAACAAUCCGAACCAAACCAUUCGGAGCCCAGAAAAACCCGAAUCUAAAUUCGAAGACGAGGCGGAGGAGGAGGAGGAAGCGGAGGAAUUGGAGCAGUUGGAGACACAAGUGAAGCAAAUGGCAAAGAAGAUUCUCGAGUACAGAGCCACUUUACCUGAUCAACUGAAAACUACUCUCGCUUUGCUUCUUUCUUCGCAACGACCCAUCUUACCUGAUUGCGAUUCCGGCUCGAAUCCUGGGCCCUCCGGUGAACUUAACCCAGAUUCAGGAGGACAGGACAAAUCCAGUAGAGCGGCAUUACUAACAAAAGAAGACCGGAAGACUGCCGAGAAAGUACAUUUGUUGAAAGAGAAAAUUUCUAGCAAUGUCUCUACAAUGCCUGUAGUUUUAAAGAGGAUGAAAGAUUGUAUUUCUAGGAUUAACAAACUAGAUUCCUACAAUGGAAGCAUACAUCCGGCUUUUAAAAAGAAAAAGACAAGCUGAGUUUGCUGUAGUUUUAGCAUUUGGUGUUAAUUUCAAGGUGAAUGACUAGAGUUGCGUAUGAUUGUCUUCUAUUUGUACAAUAGAUCCAUGAUCCUGCUGCGGAAAGGAAGGGCUUGCUAACCAAAGUAGCCUAACAGUCCUGGAUUUAGGUGUUUUCCCUGUACUACAAUUACCCGAAAGCAUCAAUUUUAAUGUGGAGGAUAGGUGUUGAUAGCUUUCCAGCAAGACAUCUUGCAUCGACUUGAUGCAAUAAUUAUUUAAUUGCAAGAUGGGAUAAGCUAUUGACUUGCCA